AUGUCUGACGGAUCUUCGUGGACCAGAGGGCAGACGGUUGCCAGCACGAUCUUGAUAUUCGCUCGCGAUCUACCCUCGUCUUACUCCGCAACGUCAGGUCUCUCAGGCUAUGGCAUUCCCUUCCAGCUUCAGCUUGUACCACAAGCUGGUAUCACUCUGCCAACACUAAAUGUUUCCGCGACGCAAGGAAAUUAUGGUGGCUUCAUCAUCCUUGGUGAAGUCUCCUACGACUACGGUGGGAACAACUGGGCAAGUGCUCUGACAGCCGCUCAAUUCCAGACAAUAUAUGCAUAUCAGGAGGCUUUUGGAGCCCGAAUGGUCCGUAUUGAUGUCUACCCUGGACCCGACUAUGAUGUCGUUCCUACAAUCCCCGGUGCUGGAUGCUGCGGAGCUGGUGUAGAGCAACUUCUGAGCCUGACCAACACUAGUGGCUUCCCAUCAGCAAACCUGAAGCAAGGUGCUACUAUCAGUACACAAGGUAUCUGGCACUAUCCAGCUACCAUCACCAAUCCAAACACAACAUGGGAGGUCGCCGGUCUUGCAGCAAGCUCUGACGGCACGUUCGCAAACUCUAGUUCUGCAGCAGUCAUCCACCAAGUUGGAAGACGUCAAGAGAUGGUCUGGUUUUCGAGUUGGGCUACAAACUGGGCACUGACCUCGAACUACCUUCAGCACGCCUAUAUUGCGUGGUUGACUCGUGGUUUGACAAUGGGAUAUCGUCGCAUACACCUAAGCACUCAAGUUGACGAUGUCCAUCUCAACACAGCCCUCUAUUCACCUUCCAACGCGCUGUUCCGACUGAGAGCGGCAGAUUUGCAAGCGAUCAAGGACUGGAUGCCUCAGCUGAACUCAAGACUGCCUGCUGGCUCGAAUUACUUCAUGGAGCUCGGUCAUAACGGAAACGGCAACAUUGUUGCUGGAAUCACUUUUGAAAACACAACGACUUGUCAACCUGACCCUGCUAUCAUCUACACUGGUGAUAUGUCUUCAACUCCACUCGAAUACCAGAAGCCUCUAGGCACAGGUGCUGACAUCUGGCCUACAACACCAACAACCUACAGCUGGAGCAAGGCUUGCUCUCUGAUUGACCCGCUUUACAGGUGGCUGUCUACUCCGGAAAAUAUGAACGCGUUCGCACACGUCUCGCAUACAUUCACACACGAGUCUUUGAACAAUGCGACAUAUAAUGACACGUACCGAGAGAUCACAUUCAAUCAAGCAUGGGCCAACGUCACAGGAAUCAACCAAGCCGCGAGGUGGUCGCCUAAUGGUCUCAUCCCUCCUGCAAUCACAGGCAUGCACAACGGCGAUGCUAUCAGGGCUUGGAUGGUCAAUGGCAUCAAUUCGGCGGUCGGUGACAACACCAGGGCCGUAUUGAUGAAUCAGCAGAACGAGUUCUGGCCCUUAAUAAGUACUGUGACUAGUAAUGGAUAUGAUGGACUCGAAAUUAUUCCCCGCUGGGCGACCACCAUAUUCUUCAACUGCGAUCUGCCUGACUGUACUACAGGCGAAUGGGUACAAACUUCAGGCGGCAAGGGUGGCUUCCCUCAACUUCUCAACGACGCUCGCACGACCAACGUGCGCCACCUGAUGGGGCUUCACCAUGAUCCUUUCAUGUUCCAUCAGGCCAAUCUCCGAAACGCAGAUGCCAACAGCACUACUAUUGGCUCUAUCACCGGUCAAUUCUCACUAAUUCAGAUUUGGACCGAAGUGGUCACACAGGAGAUGUCGCGUCUCACGAACUGGCCCAUCGUGUCUCUCAAACACGAUGAUAUUGCUGUCGACUUCAGGAAUCGCAUGGCUCGCGACCAGUGCAAUCCAGCCUUGAGCUAUAAACAUUCUCCUGACAGCAAGAGCAUCAUGUCGGUCACGGUCACUGCGGAUGGAAACAGUUGCUCUGCUCCCAUCCCGGUCACGCUGCCUGGUGGUGUUGUCAGCAAUGCUCCUGGACUUGUCAGAGAAUUGCUUGGAACCGAUCCUUUGGUCAUUUGGGUGCCGUUGACCGGUAGUCCUGUUACCUUGACCUUGUCAUCGCCGGUGUCGCUACUGUAA
Molecule: messenger RNA, 2052 nt
Organism: Aureobasidium subglaciale EXF-2481
Lineage: Eukaryota; Fungi; Ascomycota; Dothideomycetes; Dothideales; Saccotheciaceae
Exons: 2
Coding region: 1-2052 (683 amino acids)
Source: RefSeq, a predicted model, not a curated record